AUGCGCAACUCACACCAAAAGGACGAGUUCAUGGCAAAGAAAAAGUCGCUCUCGAUCCACAUCGACACCUCUCUCAUCGGCCCUCACGGCAUGCCCCUCGUCUACGGCUCUACUCCCAAUCACAUCGGAUCCAUCCGCGGCUCCGUCCGCUUCUCUUCCAACUACGACUGCAAGGGACGUGAUAUCCAAAUCAUCUACGAGGCAUGGUCCGAGUCUCGCUGGACAGCAAUGGAGAACAAGAAGGUGGUGCAACACCGUUCAAGAAAAGUGCUCGGAUCCCAGACAUGGUCCUUCCCCCUCGUCCACACAAAGAGCAACGGCUCAACCGUCGUCCGCGGCGACUACGAACAAGAAUUUGAGGCUCACUUCAUCAAACCUUCUCCAUCAAAUCCUUCUACAUCCUCAACUCGCACAUCUUGCGACAGCACAUCUUCCAGAUCAACAACAUCUUCAUCCAACUCCACCCACAGCCACAGCCUCAACCACCUCCGCACACCACCACUCUCCUGCUCCUCCUCAGCGAUAUCCAUCCACUCUACCACUUCCACAUCCUCAACAUCGUCUCGCACAAACACAACCUUGCCAUCAAGCAGUACAAACCCCAACUUAACCGUCAAAUACACCAUCCGCGCUGUCCUCACAAGGCCCUUCCCCUCCUCCAACGUCGAGGCUUCUCAGGAAGUGUGGGUUGUUCAUUCCAAUGGCAUCCCUCCUCCUUCUAAGAAGCUUACCGCCGCUUCUCCUCUUCUUCACAUGGAGUCGUCUCCUGUUGAACAACAGUCGACAAACUCUUUGGAUGGUGAGACUACUACAUCGACAUCGACAACGAUACCGUUCAUGUCGACACCAGCAAGCAAGAUUGCCAGCGACUGGUCUGCAUCUUCUCAUCCCACCAAAAAGGUCACCCCCAUGCCCCCCACACCCUACGGACGCAAUCAGCUGGUAGUAUUUAUGUACUACUUUUGCGCAAUCGUCCUCGGUCUCGGCCUCUGCAAGCAUUACUCUGGAGUAAUCGCUUCUUCCUCUUUCUAA
Molecule: messenger RNA, 1032 nt
Organism: Linnemannia hyalina
Lineage: Eukaryota; Fungi; Mortierellomycota; Mortierellomycetes; Mortierellales; Mortierellaceae
Source: the annotation of a GenBank genome assembly